AGGCAGAACAGGGGCUCCCGACCUUCCUCUUCAAUUCUCUUAAUCGUCGAGAUCCUAAAUCAGCUUCUUGUUUAGUCACUUUGCAAGAACCUCUGGAUCCGUCUGUUGCUGCACAAGGUCCUAGCUCAGGGUUCUCACCAGGUUUUGUGCUUUUGGGGGGCAGUUCUGGGAGGAGUAAGAACAUUCUCAGACCAGGACUUUUGGGGAGGGGUAUAAAAUAAAAGGCAGAGUACUGUAAAGGAAACCAAGAACAAAGCACUUGUCAAAAUGUUAGAAGAGGAAGUGGGUGUUAGCUGCAGCCAGCUGUUAAGAAUGCAGUUGGAGAUCCCCCGCAGCCGCGCUGGGGUGUCUGGGUUCUCAUCCAAGGCACUGCAUUUCUGAGCCAGCUUUCUGUGACAGUCACCCGGGAGGCAGUUCAGGUGAUUGGAUCUUUUCCUCCUCCCUGGGUGUUCCUGGCUUUGGGCUUCCACUUGGUCCAACAUUGGCUAUUGUGGGCGUUUAGGUAGUAAACCAACUGAUGGCAGAUUUGUCUCUGUUUAAAUUUUAAAAUAUUGAAAGAGUUUGUGAUAUAGUAAAAUAUGUGUCUUUAAAAUGCAUUAUUAAAUAAUAGGGAUCUAGCAAAAGAUUUAGUAGCUAUAUAAUUGUCAAGUGGCAAAGAUUAUAAAUCAUGUUUUUAGAUGUAGGCCUCACUUGCAAUGUAAAAAGGUACCUAAUAUUUCUGUUGGUGACAGAAUCUUGGUACUGUUAGUACUGCUGUGGUUUGCUGCCUACAUACAUAACUGAGGAAAUUGUUACAUUUCAAUGAGAUGUUAGUGAAACCAAAGUUGGCAGAUCUGGUUUCCAUUCUGAUUUUGUUCUAGGCCUUGUUAUAAACCCUUGCCUUUUGUUGUCACACAUUUCGUAGCUCCGAUCAAGCUGAGGAAUUAAACAUGUGACCCCAUUUGAAAGCCUGUUUGUGAACCUCCGUUUCUGUUCCUCCUCAGAGACUCACAAAGUUUUAGAGAAGGACUUUUGCAACUACCCAGCCCACUGGCCAGCCCCAGCCAACAUGGGCUGUGGCUGUGAGUAUGCUGCCUCCUGGUGCUGUACCCUCAGACAAAGCGUUAUCACCAGAAGUGAGCAACUAUGGCAUCUGAAUGUAGGAAAAACAUGAGCCAGUGGGGAGGUGGCACACCCGAUACUUUUGUCCAUCCUCAUUCUGUGUUACCCAAUAAAUGAUUGCGUUUUGCAUAUCCCCUAUCCUGUUCAAACAAAAGAUGUAUAAUUUGUAAAUAUUUUUUUUUUAAUUGUGUCAUGAACUGGUACUCUGAUUCCAGGGAAUAAUAGGCCUGGGUAACGGCCAGUCCCUGUGUCUGUUGCAGCUCUUCAGUCUCCUGGAAUGUGAGAUGCUCAGUGGGGAAUCCCGACACUCCUGACACUGAUGAGCACUUUGUGCAUCAUCUAGGAGACUGUUCACUCUACUUGAAGCCUCUCUCUCCAGUGCAUCACGUUCUGCAGUUUACAGAUAGCCGGAUCCAGCCUGAAGAUGACGUCACUCGUCUCGGCGGUGUCUGGGCCCCACGCACGGCUCUUUUCCUGCCUCCUCAGACUCGGCCCGCAGCAGGUUGGCUCACGUCAGCUGCACAAGGGGACCAGCUGUGCAGCUGCCAAGAGCUACUAUGAGGUGCUGGUGCUGGGUGGGGGCAGCGGAGGGAUCACCAUGGCUGCCCGCAUGAAAAGGAGAGUGGGUGCGGAGAACGUGGCCAUUGUCGAGCCUAGUGAGAGACAUUUCUACCAGCCACUCUGGACUCUGGUAGGUGCUGGUGCCAAACAGAUGUCCUCAUCGUACCGUCCCACAGCAAGUGUGAUUCCAUCUGGUGUGGAAUGGAUUAAAGCUAAAGUGGUUGGAUUGAACCCUGACAAGAACUGCAUCCAAACAGACAAUGGCAAGGAGAUCUCCUAUAAAUAUCUUAUCAUUGCUCUUGGAAUCCAGCUGGACUAUGAGAAGAUUAAAGGCCUGCCUGAAGGCUUUGCUCAUCCCAAAAUAGGGUCGAACUAUUCAGUGAUGACAGUAGAGAAGACGUGGAAAGCUCUGCAGGAUUUCAAGGAGGGCAACGCCAUCUUUACCUUCCCUAACACUCCCGUGAAGUGUGCUGGAGCUCCCCAGAAGAUCAUGUAUUUAUCGGAAGCCUAUUUUAGGAAGACAGGAAAGCGAUCCAAGGCCAAUAUCAUUUUCAACACAUCUCUUGGAGCCAUCUUUGGGGUUAAGAAGUACGCAGAAGCCCUGCAGGAGAUUAUCGAGGAGAGAGACCUGACCAUUAACUACAAGCAGAACCUCAUUGAAGUCCGAGCUGAUAAACAAGAGGCUGUGUUUGAGAACCUGGACAAACCUGGAGACACCCAAGUGUUUUCAUAUGAAAUGCUCCAUGUCACACCACCAAUGAGCCCACCAGAUGUCCUCAAGACGAGCCCUGUGGCUGAUGCUGCGGGCUGGGUGGAUGUGGACAAAGAAACUCUGCAGCACAAGAAAUACCCGAAUGUGUUUGGGAUUGGGGACUGCACCAACCUGCCCACGUCGAAGACCGCCGCAGCAGUCGCUGCACAGUCGGGAAUACUUGACAAAACAAUCUCUCUGGUAAUGAAGAACCAAACACCAAGGAAGAAGUAUGAUGGCUACACCUCGUGUCCACUGGUAACUGGCUACAACACUGUGAUUCUUGCCGAGUUUGACUAUGCAGCUCAGCCGCUGGAGACCUUCCCCUUCGAUCAGAGCAAAGAGCGCCGUUCCAUGUACCUCAUGAAAGCCGAUAUGAUGCCUUUCUUGUACUGGAACCUGAUGCUGAGGGGCUACUGGGACGGACCGGCGGCUGUGCGGAAGCUUUUGCACCUGGGUAUGAGUUAAGGCGGCAGGCUCAGGACCUGCUUUCCUUGGAUGGAGGAGAGUCGAUUGGGCAAGAGCAGCACAAAGGACUCAGUGAAGAGUUUCCUGCUGGAGAAUGGUGAUCGCGUGCUGACUUUUUCAGGAUCUCUGAACAGCCACCAUGUGGGCUGACCCAGAUGUGUGUGUGUGUGUUUUUUUUUUUUUUUAAUAUGAAGAUGAAAUAAUAGACUUCUCUUUUCUAAAUAAAAGUGUGCACUGAUUGAGUCCUGUAAAAA
Ochotona curzoniae (black-lipped pika) is the source of this 3135-nucleotide messenger RNA. RefSeq names its product sulfide quinone oxidoreductase (gene SQOR). The transcript has 10 exons. The coding region runs from base 1526 to 2881 and encodes 451 amino acids. Lineage: Eukaryota; Metazoa; Chordata; Mammalia; Lagomorpha; Ochotonidae. Gene Ontology annotation, cellular component: mitochondrion. Gene Ontology annotation, molecular function: sulfide:quinone oxidoreductase activity; FAD binding. The record is from RefSeq and is a predicted model, not a curated record.